UCCAGGGCGGCGGAGCCGGGAAGUGGAAGAGGGAGCGAAGGAGGCGGAGACUGCCCGAGCCCGCAGCCCGGCCGGGCUCCGAGGAGAGGGGCUGCAUGGAGCGGCCGGCGCGGCUCUGCGGGCUGUGGGCGCUGCUGCUCUGCGCCGGCGGCGGCGGCGGCGGCGGGGGCGCCGCGCCCACCGAAACUCAGCCGCCUGUGACAAAUUUGAGCGUUUCUGUUGAAAACCUCUGCACGGUCAUCUGGACAUGGGACCCUCCUGAGGGAACCAGCCCGAAUUGCACCUUACGGUAUUUUAGUCAUUUUGACAACAAACAGGAUAAGAAAAUUGCUCCUGAAACCCAUCGUUCAAAAGAAGUGCCCCUGAACGAGAGGAUUUGUCUGCAAGUGGGAUCCCAGUGUAGCACCAAUGAAAGUGACAAUCCUAGCAUUUUGGUGGAAAAAUGCACCCCGCCCCCUGAAGGUGAUCCUGAGUCUGCUGUGACUGAGCUCCAAUGCGUUUGGCACAACCUGAGCUACAUGAAGUGUACUUGGCUCCCUGGAAGGAACACAAGUCCCGACACCAACUAUACUCUCUACUACUGGCACAGCAGCCUGGGAAAAAUUCUUCAAUGUGAAAACAUCUAUAGAGAAGGUCAACACAUUGGUUGUUCCUUUGCUUUGACUAAUUUGAAGGAUUCCAGUUUUGAACAACACAGCGUCCAAAUAGUGGUCAAGGAUAAUGUGGGGAAAAUUAGACCAUCCUUCAAUAUAGUGCCUUUAACUUCUCAUGUGAAACCUGAUCCCCCACAUAUUAAACGGCUCUUCUUCCAAAAUGGUAACUUGUACGUGCAAUGGAAGAAUCCACAGAAUUUUUAUAGCAGAUGCUUAUCUUAUCAAGUAGAAGUCAACAACAGCCAAACAGAGACGCAUGAUAUUUUCUACGUUGAAGAAGCCAAGUGUCAGAAUUCAGAAUUUGAGGGACACCUGGAGGGCACAAUUUGCUUCAUGGUCCCCGGCAUCCUCCCCGACACUCUGAACACGGUGAGAAUCCGGGUGAGGACGAACAAGCUAUGCUACGAGGACGACAGGCUGUGGAGCAACUGGAGCCAGGCGAUGAGCAUAGGUGAGAACGCCGACCCCACAUUCUAUAUAACCAUGCUGCUCGCCACCCCGGUCAUCGUUGCGGGUGCCAUCAUAGUCCUCCUGCUUUAUCUCAAAAGGCUCAAGAUCAUUAUAUUCCCUCCAAUUCCUGACCCUGGCAAGAUUUUUAAAGAAAUGUUUGGAGACCAGAAUGAUGACAGCCUGCACUGGAAGAAGUACGACAUCUAUGAGAAGCAAACCAAAGAAGAAACUGACUCUGUUGUGCUGAUAGAAAACCUGAAGAGAGCCUCUCAGUGACGGGGCUAAUUUAUUUUACCCUUCGACGUGACGAUUCAUCCCACUCUCCGUUUGUUAUCUGGGAACGUGUUAAAUGGAAAGCGAAACUACUGGGCCAUUUAAAAACAGGCAGCUCGUAAGAGCCACGGUCUUCAUGUCAAGUCGUGCACUGAGAAACUAAACACAAGGGGCUCUUUGGCGAAGAGAGCGGAGCCAUUGUCGUUGAAUUAGAAAAGCAGACCUCCCUCGCGAAGGCUUCAAAGUAGGGGGCAAAGCAAACAGCGGUGAUGGCGGUAGAGGUCGUCUUAUCCAGAGUUGUGACGACUUCUGAGGGUUCUGUGCCUGCUUUGUACGCUUUGUGUCCCACCACACCGAUGCAUUUUAUGUGGGGCUGGGGGGGGGGGGAACUCAUUCUGGAUGCAGGCGCUAAUGCCAGACUUGAGUCACGGCGAGCAUCUACCAAACGAACUGGAUGGGAUCUGUCACAAACGAAAUUGAUGAAACCUAUUAUCCGUUGUUCGGGA
Neofelis nebulosa (Clouded leopard) is the source of this 1882-nucleotide messenger RNA. It is a transcript of the gene IL13RA1, whose product is annotated as interleukin 13 receptor subunit alpha 1. The record is from RefSeq and is a predicted model, not a curated record. Lineage: Eukaryota; Metazoa; Chordata; Mammalia; Carnivora; Felidae. Gene Ontology annotation, biological process: cytokine-mediated signaling pathway. Gene Ontology annotation, molecular function: cytokine receptor activity; protein binding. Bases 96 to 1379 code for a protein of 427 amino acids. Gene Ontology annotation, cellular component: external side of plasma membrane; membrane. The transcript is spliced from 11 exons.